UGAUCUGGUACGAUACACUGGACGUUUAACACAUAAAAGAUAUUUAUAUUCCAGGUGAUUUGUGAUCCUUUGAUAAAACAAUCCGGAGCGCACAAAUAUCGCUCAGUUGUAACAAGUUUUUAGAUCGGUGUCUGAUAUUUUGAUCGAGCCCCGGUUGUAGAGCGGUCGUGUCAACUCUCUGGCUAAGCUGCAAGAAUACUUAUUUAAAAUCAAACAGUGCUAAUGUGCGUAUGAACUGGAAUACAAUAACUUCACGGUAGUAAAAGUGAUAGUGUACACAUAACUGUGCAAUUGAAUUUACCCAUAAUAUAAACGGGAUUUUAUUCGCGUGUGUUGAUUUGUUUUUAAAAUCGCGAAAAUGACUAUACAGUCCGUGAGACCUACCUCAAUAACAAAAUGGGUGUCGACGCAAUGGAAAGGGAUCAUUGCAGAGUUUACAGCGACCAUGUUCUUGAUAACGUUCGGUUGCAUGUCAACUAUACCGAUAACCGGGUUGCUCGGCGGCAAUCCUCCUAUGUACGCGGCGCUUACAUUUGGUAUGACCGUCAUGUUCAACAUUCAAAUAUUUGGACAUCUAUCAGGGGCGUACAUGAAUCCAUUUGUGACUGUUGCAGCUGUGUUAUUUGGAAAAAUAUCGGUGUGUGUCGGAGUAGCGUACAUUAUAGCCGAAAUAGUGGGAGCAACUCUUGGAUAUGGAAUUCUAAUCGGUGUUGCACCAAUCGAUGUAGCAGGUGAAGGUUUAUGUGUUACACUACCACAUCCGAAUAUAAACGAAUGGCAAGCUUUAGGGAUAGAGAUGGUACUGUCAGCAGCCCUGUCCUUAGUUAAUUGUGCCGUUUGGGAUCCAGUGAAUGAAACUCGUCAGGAUUCGGUACCGUUGAAGUUUGCUCUAACUAUAGCUGGUUUAUCUUUUGCGGGAGGUCCUCUAACUGGUGCCAGCAUGAAUCCAGCUAGGUCGUUUGGACCAGCUCUUUGGUCCAACAGAUGGGAUAUUCACUGGGUAUACUGGGUAGGUCCGUUCGUCGGUGGUAUUAUCCCUGCAGUAUUUUAUAAGUAUGUAUGGUUACAGAAAGUUGAAUCAAAAUUGCCUUGAUUUGUACACUAAAUCAUAUCAUCAUCGUAUGAAGUACAGAAAAUGUAAUAAUUAAAUUUCUUACGCUUUUAAAAUGCGUAAGUGAAUUAUGCUCGCAAAAAAACUUUUAAUAACUUAAAUAAAACCCUACUUCAUAAAAUACAAUUGCAAAUUAAAAUUAUUUAAUUUUGUAAAUUUAUUAUUGUACAAGGGCG
Chilo suppressalis (striped riceborer) is the source of this 1287-nucleotide messenger RNA. The record is from the annotation of a GenBank genome assembly. NCBI's taxonomy places the organism in Eukaryota, Metazoa, Arthropoda, Insecta, Lepidoptera, Crambidae.